AUGUCAGAGGAAACUCAAGUUUUGUCCAUCCAGGACCGGAUCAGGGCGCUGAAACAGGCACAGAACGGACAAGGUUCUGAAGGGACGGGAUCGCCGCCGCUUUUGGGUACACAGCCAACCGCAUUUGCGCUCCGUCCGCAAACCAACGGCGUCAGCUCUAAUACUCCUCCUCCGCCAUACAACGACCGACCACCGCCUAUUGGAAGAAAUACCCCGGGUUCUGGUGUUGUACAGCGACCGCCGCCUCGUUCUGUGUCGAGCGAAAUCGCUAGGCAACAGCCAAAGGUGCCCCCGCCCUUACCAGCCCGCAAAAGCUCGAGCCAACUCGCCCCAUCGCUGCCUCCACGAAGACCUUCGGCAGACUCUUUGGCUUCCGAUGUAUCGCGAUCGACGACUACGAGCACGGAGAGACCGAAGACAGCGUCUUCUGCCAAAUCUCCCGGAUCUAUAGUGAAAGCACCACCAUGGGGCGCACCGCUCCCCCCUCUGCCUCCGAAGCGAGAAGAUACGAAACCCGCCCUUCCGUCAUCGCGACCGAAGCCAUCGAGACCGAAAACUCCUACCUCAAAGAGUAAUGGCCUCUUGCCGCCCCCUCGACCGGGUCUACCUCCUCGUCGGUCCUCAGGCCAGAGCGUCUCGACGAUCUCGACAGUGUCGACUGAGAGCAGCUUUACCCAGUCAAGACCACCUCCACAACUCCCUUCUAGAAGUACUCGCGACAGAUCACCUGCGCCUGUUGAGGAAAAAAACGAAAAGCCCCAAGCUAAAAGGCUUCCUCCGCCCACCCCUUCAGGAGCCGAUCUGGACAAGAUUCAGCGUUAUGGUUUCGGAGGAUUGAACAAAAAGGCAACGGAGGUGCAAGUAGAGGAGAUUAGCCUGGACUCCACAUCAGUGGAAGCCUCGCCUGCUCCCCCGCCAGUGCCUCGGGCUUCUCGCCCAGAUCUCUCUGCGAUCCAGGCGACCAAGCCACGAAUCUCGGCGGCUGAUGCAUCGGCUGCUGCGGUGGCUACGGUUUGUUUGAAAUGCCGCGAUUUCUCGGCACCUGAUGCACAUGCUACCCGAUACCCGCGAGAGUCGCUUCCUACUCAUGAUCUCGGAUGGCUUGCAAAUGAACUCACCGCGCCAUUCCCAUCACUUACCGACAAGGCGCGGGCAAUCUUCGCCUGGCUGCAUCAUAACAUAGACUACGAUACGGUGUCGUUCUAUAAUAACUGUGUGAAGCCGUCUACACCUGGGGGGACAUUUGCGUCGGGACUUGCUGUUUGUCAGGGCUUCGCCGAGCUCUUUGAGGAACUUGCCACCAGAGCGGGACUGGAGGCCAAGGUCAUCUCUGGGCACGGUAAAGGUUACGGGUAUUCCGCUCCGGUUCCCGGUGCGCCUCUUCCGGCCUACUCAGCUGGACAUGCGUGGAACGUCGUGCGAAUUGACAACAAUCAGUGGAAACUCAUAGAUGCAUGCUGGGGAGCCGGCCACGUGAAUGGACCUGGACAGCCGUACUGCCGCAGCUUUAAUCCGGCCAUGUUUACCAGCACAAACGAUGAAUUCGGGCUGAGGCAUUAUCCAGGCAACCGAGCCUAUUUCUACCGGGACGACGGCCGGCCCGAAAUUACCUGGGAGGAAUACCUUCUAGGCAACCCGAAUUCACCACUUGGCGCCGCGCAGCCGAGAACUUUCAGCGAUGCGCAGAAACACAGCAUUGGCGAGCGGUCGUACCGGCCGGCCAGCGAGACGAUCUCCAUUCACCAGCCGGGCCCGCUGCGCUUCCAGUUCAAUCUUAUCUGCGAACACUGGACGCUGGAGAGGCACACUCGGGCAAAGCCCGGGCUGUUUCUACUGAUGAUUCAUGGGGUUGACGGUCGAAAGGAGGACCGCCUUCCCUUGACUCACUGGCGGGGUUCCGGGCCAAAUGGCGGCGGAGAUGUCUGGUAUGUGGAUGUGCCUGAUCCUAGGGUACUUGGCGCCCCCGGGCAGAAAGUGCAACUGGCUGUUCUCACGAAAUUUGGAAAGCAGGAGGACGCUCGUGGGGUUACAGUGGAGGAGUACCAACGACAGGUUGGACGAGUGGGGAUGGCCUGGGCAUACAUUGCCGAGUGGGAGCUCGUGGCAUGA
This is a messenger RNA of Aspergillus calidoustus, 2109 nucleotides long. Lineage: Eukaryota; Fungi; Ascomycota; Eurotiomycetes; Eurotiales; Aspergillaceae. The record is from the annotation of a GenBank genome assembly.